Molecule: messenger RNA, 1701 nt
Organism: Stegastes partitus (bicolor damselfish)
Lineage: Eukaryota; Metazoa; Chordata; Actinopteri; Pomacentridae
Product: plasma membrane calcium-transporting ATPase 2
Exons: 11
Biological process (GO): regulation of cytosolic calcium ion concentration
Cellular component (GO): plasma membrane; intracellular membrane-bounded organelle; postsynaptic density membrane
Molecular function (GO): P-type calcium transporter activity; ATP binding; ATP hydrolysis activity
Source: RefSeq, a predicted model, not a curated record
AUGGGGGACAUGUCCAACAGCGAUUUUUAUGCCAAGAACCAAAGAAAUGAGGGCAACCAUGCGGCAGGCUUCGGCUGCUCGCUCAUGGAGCUGCGCUCGUUGAUGGAGCUGCGUGGCACAGAGGCGGUGGUCAAGCUCCAGGAGGACUACGGGGGAGUGGAGGGACUGUGCAAACGACUGAAAACCUCACCCACAGAAGGUCUUGCAGGUGCCCAAACUGACCUGGACAAGAGAAAAGAAAUAUUUGGUAAAAACCUGAUACCUCCAAAAAAGCCAAAAACCUUCCUGCAGCUGGUAUGGGAGGCCCUGCAGGACGUCACACUCAUCAUCCUGGAGAUUGCUGCCCUGAUCUCCCUGGGCCUCUCCUUCUACCACCCUCCCGGAGAGAGCAGUGGAGAGUCCUGUGGCGCGGCGGCAGGUGGAGUAGAGGACGAGGGUGAGGCAGAUGCUGGCUGGAUUGAAGGCGCCGCCAUCCUGUUGUCCGUAGUAUGCGUGGUGCUGGUGACGGCCUUCAACGACUGGUCCAAGGAGAAGCAGUUUCGUGGACUGCAGAGUCGCAUUGAACAGGAGCAGAAGUUCCAGGUGGUCCGCGGGAGCCAGGUCAUACAGCUGCCUGUGGCCGACAUAGUAGUGGGAGACAUCGCGCAGAUCAAAUAUGGUGAUCUGCUUCCUGCUGAUGGAGUGUUGAUCCAAGGCAACGACCUGAAGAUUGAUGAGUCAUCAUUGACCGGAGAGUCUGACCACGUCAAGAAGUCUGCAGACAAGGACCCCAUGCUGUUAUCUGGGACCCAUGUAAUGGAGGGGUCAGGGCGCAUGGUGGUGACUGCUGUCGGUGUCAAUUCUCAGACUGGAAUCAUCUUCACCCUGCUGGGGGCUGGUGUGGAGGAAGAGGAGAAGAAAGAAAAGAAAGGAGGGGCAGUGGAAGACGGACACCAGAACACAGACUGCUCCCAUCCCCCUAUCCACCCCAUCGCAACUAUAGCCACGGAUGGGGCUGCAGGCAUUAAUGCCCCAGGCAGUGCCAGCCUAAUUAAUGGUAAAAUGCAAGAUGGCAAUAUGGAGAGCAACCAGAUUAAAGUGAAGAAGCAGGAUGGAGCAGCUGCCAUGGAGAUGCAGCCUCUAAAGAGUGCUGAAGGCGGAGAGUCCGAUGAGAAAGAGAGAAAGAAAACGUCAGUUCCAAAGAAAGAGAAGUCUGUGCUGCAAGGGAAGCUGACCAAACUGGCUGUCCAGAUUGGCAAAGCAGGUUUGCUUAUGUCGGCCAUUACAGUCAUCAUCCUGGUCCUAUACUUUGCCAUUGACAACUUUGUGAUGCAGAAGCACCCCUGGAUGCCAGAGUGCACUCCCAUCUACAUCCAGUACUUUGUCAAGUUCUUCAUCAUCGGUGUGACUGUGUUGGUUGUGGCUGUGCCAGAGGGACUACCACUGGCUGUCACCAUCUCCCUGGCGUACUCUGUCAAGAAAAUGAUGAAAGACAACAACCUGGUGCGUCACCUGGAUGCGUGUGAAACGAUGGGCAAUGCUACGGCCAUCUGCUCGGACAAAACAGGCACCCUGACCACCAACCGCAUGACAGCUGUGCAGUGUUACGUUGGAGAUGUGCACUACAAAGAAAUCCCGGAUCCUGGAACUUUGCCACCAAAAUCACUGGAAUUACUGGUCAAUGCCAUCUCCAUCAACAGUGCCUAUACCACCAAGAUACUG